Malassezia restricta is the source of this 312-nucleotide messenger RNA. RefSeq names its product transcription elongation factor B, polypeptide 1. The transcript has 6 exons. The record is from RefSeq and is a predicted model, not a curated record. Gene Ontology annotation, cellular component: elongin complex. Gene Ontology annotation, biological process: ubiquitin-dependent protein catabolic process. Lineage: Eukaryota; Fungi; Basidiomycota; Malasseziomycetes; Malasseziales; Malasseziaceae. Bases 1 to 312 code for a protein of 103 amino acids. Gene Ontology annotation, molecular function: protein-macromolecule adaptor activity.
AUGUCAUCGCGCGAGUGGGUGACGUUGCUUAGUGAUGAUGGGUACAAGUUUAUUAUAGAUCGAGAAUGGGCCAUGCUCAGCGGAACAAUUCGCACUAUGUUGUCAACUGACGAUGGUGGGUUCUCUGAGGCGGAGAGUGGCAUAUGCACGCUGCAAAUUCGCGGUCAAGUGCUGGAAAAAGUCGUCGAGUAUUUACAAUGGCAUGCCCGAUAUUCGCACCAAUCUCAAUACCCUAUCAAGGAAUUCGAGUCCAAAAUACCACCAGAACUCGCUUUGGAACUACUCAUGGCAGCCGACUUUUUAGAAUUAUGA